Aspergillus puulaauensis is the source of this 906-nucleotide messenger RNA. RefSeq names its product isocitrate lyase/PEP mutase family protein. Gene Ontology annotation, molecular function: catalytic activity. Bases 1 to 906 code for a protein of 301 amino acids. NCBI's taxonomy places the organism in Eukaryota, Fungi, Ascomycota, Eurotiomycetes, Eurotiales, Aspergillaceae. The transcript is spliced from 2 exons. The record is from RefSeq and is a predicted model, not a curated record.
AUGAACACCGCCGCCUCAAAGCUCCGCCAGGCCCUCCAGGACCCUAACGCUUUCAUAACCGCCCCUGGUGUCUACGACGGUCUAUCGGCCCGUAUAGCCCUCAAUGUCGGGUUUGACGCUCUCUACAUGACUGGCGCCGGUACCGCCGCCUCCGUCCAUGGUCAAGCAGACCUAGGAAUCUGCACGCUCAAUGAUAUGCGAGCGAACGCUGAAAUGAUCAGCAACCUCUCGCCAUCAACUCCAGUGAUAUCAGAUGCCGACACUGGAUAUGGCGGUCCAAUCAUGGUCGCCCGUACCACAGAACAGUACGCCCGCGCAGGCGUAGCAGGAUUCCACCUCGAAGACCAGGUACAAACAAAGCGAUGUGGGCACCUCGGCGGGAAGAUUCUAGUGGACAGUGAUACAUAUGUCACUCGAAUCCGGGCUGCUGUGCAAUCCCGCAAGCGCAUUGGAAGCGAUAUCGUGAUCAUCGCACGCACAGAUGCCCUUCAGGUAAACGGCUACGAAGACAGUCUCGCGCGGCUGCGGGCGGCUCGCGACGCUGGUGCAGAUGCCGGUUUCCUCGAGGGAAUUUCCUCCAUCGAAAUGGCGCGUCAGGUGGUAGCUGACCUCGCGCCUUGGCCGUUGCUUCUAAACAUGGUGGAGCAUGGCUCUACCCCGUCCAUUACUGCUGCUCAGGCACGCGAGAUCGGGUUCCGAAUGAUCAUUUUCCCUUUUGCCGCGCUAGGCCCCGCUUGUACAGCCAUCCGGGAGGGGAUGGAGAAACUCAAGCGCGAUGGUAUACCGGGAUUAGACAAGGAGUUGACGCCGCAGAUGCUGUUCCGGGUGUGCGGGUUAGAUGAGAGUGUUAAGGUGGAUGCGGCCGCGGGCGGGGCUGCUUUCAAUAGCGGAGUAGACCUCAAGUAG